Messenger RNA from Trichogramma pretiosum, 5880 nucleotides. It is a transcript of the gene Tmtc2, whose product is annotated as transmembrane and TPR repeat-containing protein CG4341-like. The record is from RefSeq and is a predicted model, not a curated record. NCBI's taxonomy places the organism in Eukaryota, Metazoa, Arthropoda, Insecta, Hymenoptera, Trichogrammatidae. The transcript is spliced from 10 exons. Gene Ontology annotation, biological process: protein O-linked glycosylation via mannose. Gene Ontology annotation, cellular component: endoplasmic reticulum membrane. Gene Ontology annotation, molecular function: protein binding; mannosyltransferase activity. The coding region runs from base 1275 to 4364 and encodes 1029 amino acids.
UGUACCAUUGAACUGCGCGGCUCGUCCGCGAGUGCGAGACAGGAGCUUUUUAUUCUGCUGCUACCUGUGUGUGUGUGUACUAUUACGAGCUGUAAUCUUGCGCGUGUGUGCGUGCCUGCGAAUGAUUCCGCGAAUAUCCUCCCGACGAAGACCGCGAACAGCAGAGUGAGUGCUUGUAGAUUGAUCCGAGAGAGAAACGCUGUAUGAUCAAAACUGAGCUUUUACUGAACUCGAGGUCCAAGUAGCGCAUAAUAAAAUCAUCCGCCGCUGCCGCCGCUGCGGUGAGCGCUGCUCGGUCCAGUGUACAUACAAAUAUACAUAUCUAUCUAUACGGAGAUACAGGAUGAGUAUAUUACGUGCCGGGGGGGCGAGGACAACCCUCCCCCGUGACCAUUUGUUUAUCGCGUUGUUCAUCAUUAACGCGAGUCUAGAAUUCGAGAAGAUCAGGGAUGCUGCGUAUCACCGACAAAGCUUGCGAUAGUCUCGUCGUUGUAUCGUGUGCAAGAGCUAUAUGCAGUGAGAGAAAGAGAGAGGGUGCGAAUGAGGAUAUAGGCGUUGUUGCUCAAUGGGUACAUCAGGGUCGUCGUCGUCGUCGCCGUUGUCGCUCCUCGCGCCGAAAAGCUCCCCACAGGAUUCCAGGAUAGUCAUUCAUCUCGUAUAAUUCGCUACGUAGGAUAUUGAACUGCGCCAAGGCAUUGCAUAGUGAUUGAGGGUGCGCGCGAAGACCAAAAAAAGAAGCGAAUCAAAGCUCGCGAGUGCAUGGGCUACAGCAGCUGCUGCUGCUGCUGCUGCGAGGGGAGGAGGAGGAGGAGGCUAGGAUCACCGCUCGGCGAUACGUGUAGUACAGCACGGCUGAUUGUGUAUAUUAUAUCAUAAGGAAAGCAAACUGGUAUCCGUUGCAACCCUCGAAGCUCACUGAGAGACAGCAACAAGUAUAUAUCAUACGACGACGCUCGGGGCUGUUUAAUAAUAAGUGCGAACGCAUAUAAUAUAUAUCGCGUCGAGUCGUACGUACACUCGGCGACGCGACAAUUGCCCCUGAGCGAACAAUACACACUCGCCACUCGCGCUAACACAAGGGUGUCGAAUGCAUACAUCGCUGAAGGUGUGAGUCGAGGUGCGGUACGAUACGCCAGGACAUUUGCGGUAAGAACUACGAGAGCCGGAGUCGAAAGUCGUGCGUGCGCGUAUAUGGCAAGUCACCAUAGCCGGAGAGCUGCCGCGGCGAGCCAAGUAGACGACGACGACGACGACGAUGUGAGAGACUCGUGAUCAUGGACGUCCUUGCGCUGGCCUGUGCUCUCGUGGCGAUCGCCCUCUACUACAAUACGCUCGAAGCCGGCUUCGUUUACGAUGACAGGCGUGCCAUCCUCACGAACAACGACCUCAAGCCCACGACGCCGUGGUCGCGCCUCCUCGAGAACGACUUCUGGGGCACGCCGCUGCGCGAGGCCGGCUCGCACGGCAGCUACCGGCCUCUCUGCGUGGCGACCUACCGGCUCAAUUACGCCUGGGCCGGUCACGAGCCCUACGGCUAUCAUCUGGUCAACGUGCUGCUGCACGCCGCCUGCACGGCCCUGGUGGUGCGCAUAGCUCGCAAAGUGCUGCCGGGCCAGCGGCUGGCCCAGCUGGUGAGCGGACUGCUGUUCGCCGUGCAUCCGAUACACACCGAGGCGGUGGCCGGGAUAGUCGGCAGGGCCGAUCUGUUGGCCUGUCUGCUGACUCAGGGCGCCUUUCUCACCUACGUGGCGCACUGCGAGCGUCGCAGGCCACUGGCCAAUCUGGCGCUGACGCUGCUGUUGGCGGUGCUGGCGACCCUGGCCAAGGAGACGGGCAUAUCGUCGCUGGCGCUGUGUCUGCUCUGGGACUUUUGCCACAGCGAGCGACUUCUGCGCAAGAUUCGCAAACGCUGGCCAUCCUCGACGAUCGUCGCGGGCAGCCUGGCGAUCAUCACCCUGGGCCGUCUUCGGGCCGGCGGGGGCCGCACACCGGAGUUCGCCACCGCCGACAAUCCCGUGGCUCGGCAUCCGUCGCGUCUGGCCCGAGGCCUCACCUUCCUAUACCUGCCCGCGGCGAGCCUCGGCAUGCUGCUCUGCCCCUGCACUCUCAGCUUCGACUGGUCCAUGAACGCCGUGCCCGUCGUCGCGAGUCUGGCGGAUCUGCGAAAUUUGGAGUCUCUGCUGCUCUACGGGACUCUCGGAGCCGCUACGAUCUGGGCCUGUCGCAGUCUCAGGCGGCACAGCCUGUACAGAUCGCGAGAGCUGAGACUGCAGCAGCAGCAGCAGCAGCAACAUCAGCACCGGACGAUGGGUCAUCGUCAACGUAUCAACAGGUCCUACCUCGUGGAUCAAAUCUCGUCUUCCUACACUAGUCAGCAGCAGCAGCAGCAGACGCACUCGAUGCCUACUGGCCCAACAACUGCAAAUAUAGCAUUAGCAACGUCUACUGCUGCGUCGUCGUCUUACUGCACGAGCACGACGACAGUAUCGUUGCCCACAACAAAUCAUUUUCACCCCAUGCAGCAGCAGCAGCAGCAACAAAAUUACUCGUUUUCCGCGUGUCCGAGCUCGACUAAUAAUUGUCUCGGCACCGUGUCUUCCACGACGUUAUCGUCCGGCACGUCGUCGCCUCUUACCACGUCGUCGUCGUCUCGAUGUCCCGUCUGCGCCGGUCGACGCAUCGGCUCGUGCCACACCGACGGCUGUCGAGCCAUAAACAACAACAACAACGGCCCGGUGGCCGAGUGCCAUUGCCCGAAGAAAAAACAGUUGCAGCAUCAGCAGCUGCAGAUGUCCAAAGUUCCUCAGAUGCAACAUUAUCAUCAUCAUUUACAGCCUCAGCAGCAAUCACAGCCGCAUCAAACGACAGCGUCGAAGCGUCACAACAACAAUAACAAUUACAGCAAUUACAAUAACAACAACAACAACAACAACAACAACAACAACAACAACAACAACAACAACAAUUAUAAUAACAACAACAACAUGAAAUACAACUACAACCACAAAGGACUACUGAAUCCUCGAUCGAUUCUCGUACCUUCGUCUCUCCUCACGAUUAUCGGCUUCCUCGUCUUUCCCUUCCUGCCCGCGAGCAAUCUCUUCUUCUACGUCGGCUUCGUCAUCGCCGAGCGCAUACUCUACCUGCCGAGCGUCGGGGCUUGUCUGGCGAUCGGCGCCGCGAUCGGUGCGACGUACAAUCAGGCACGACGUCGAGGCCUCGUGAGGCUGGCUCGACUCGUCCUCGCAAUGACGGCGCUGCUUCUCGGCUGCAUGUUCGCCAAGACUCUGGCGCGCAACGUCGACUGGCAGAACGAGGAGAGUCUGUACAGGUCGGCGCUGAGGAUCAAUCCUCCGAAAGCCUACGGCAAUUUGGGAAGCGUGCUUAGCGCCGAGGGAAGAAUUGACGAGGCCGAGGAAGCCUUUACGGAGGCGCUGCGACAUCGGCCCAACAUGGCCGACGUUCAUUACAAUUUAGGCAUCAUACAGCAAAGUCGACAAAAUUAUCACGAAGCUAUCUUGAGUUUCCAGCGAGCGAUUCAUUUUCGGCCGACUCUAGCUCAGGCUUACGUGAAUCUGGGCUCGACUCUGACGACUUUGGGGCGAGAAAACGAGGCGGUGGUCGUUCUGCGGGCUGCCGCGUCGAUCGACGGCUCGGCUCUCAAGGACCGCAAAGCCCACGAGGUCGCGCGACUUCAGGCACUGUUGCAGCUCGGCUCGAUCUACGCUGAGCAAGGACGAUUGCACAGUGCUCUCUCGACUUACAGAGAGGCCCUUAAGGCGAUGCCCGAGCAUUACCCUAGACAGAGUGUGUACAAUUUGUUGGGCGAGACAUUGUCCCGUCUGCAGCAGUACAGCGAGGCUGAAAAGUGGUUUCGGGCGAGUCUUGCCAGUCAACCGAAUCACGUGCCAGCUCAUAUAACUUACGGGAAAUUACUUGCUCGAAAUUCAAGUCGCAUAACGGAAGCAGAGCGUUGGUUUCUACGCGCGAGACGAUUAGCUCCUCAAGACUCGAGCGUGCAUCAUCAUUAUGGUUUAUUCUUGAGCAUGCAAGGCCGCCUGAGCGAGGCCGCCGAGGCGCAUCUCGAGGCGGCCACCCUGUCGCGCCAGGACUACGACCUGGCGAUGGCGGCGGCGUCGAGCCUGAGGAGGGCGGCCCGCUGCGAGGAGGCCGAGCUCUGGUAUCGUCACGCCCUGAGUCUGAGGCCCCUGGAGGCUCGCAGCCACGCGAAUCUGGGCGCCAUUCUGCAUCUCAACGGCAAGUACAGACAGGCCGCGGCGGCCUAUCGCGAGGCACUGCGGCUGCAGCCAGGCGAUCCGACCACCAUCACGAAUUUGCACAAGCUCGCUUCGCUGCUCGUCUAAUAGGGAUGAAUCGCGUCUACAUAUUAUAAAUAUAUUAUAUUUACCCUCGGUCGAGAGGUGUGGAUACGCGACUAGUUUUAUUUUUAUACAUUUAUAUGAUUAAUACGUUUAACAGUACAUGACGCUCAAGAGACUAUAAAUUAUACCGAUGCUAAAAUCAAUAUUCCACAGUGGGAUUAUAGUUCGUUCGUUUCAUUAAAUCGAAGCCUCGACGCGAGUUACGCUAUCCUAUUUACAUAGUUUGAUCGUACUUCAUCAAAUUAUUAAUGCGCUCGCAACACAUUAAAAGGUCCAUCGACGAGGAAAUUACGAGCGCAUACGAGGGAACGCCUCAAAUUGUAUAUUAUAUACUACAUUGUUAUACUAAGCUGAAUGUAAAAGCACUAACUAUUCGAUAGGAAUUUUUGUUGGCGCGUCGCUGAGAGACGUUUAUCCCACAUAGCCCAGUUAUGCAUUUACGUAUACAUUAUACUUAUAAGCAUAAGCGUACAAUCAGAAUUGAUAAAAUUAAAAUACAUCUAUAAAUAUAAUAAAAUAAAUUUAAUAAAUGAGAGAAUGAUGUUACCUGAUUUAUAUGAUCGAUUUGCGCUUAUUACAUUUUUGAUGAGGCUGUACAUUUCACAGAGAAAGACAUGUAAUAGCGAGCUAAUCUGCAAACGAAAUUUGUAAAUAAUGAAAUUAAUUCGUUCGCUAGAAUCAAGUUUCAUCGACUUAAUGCGCACGAUUGAGCGUUAUAAUGGUAUAAUGAAAACUAACAUAGUAAUACGCAGGACUUGGAUUGGUGACUAAUUUUGCCCAAAAGGAUCUCAUUUACUUUCCAUUACAUGCAUUAGUCACCGAGUUAUGGUGCAAUCAAAAGUUCUUAUCACUCAUGUAUCAUAAAAAAUUACCGCGUGAUUUUAUAAUCCAAAAGCUAUAAUAAGUAUUCAUCUCGUUUGAUGAUGUCGAUUUUUGAAAAUUUCCUAUAAUUGUCUUCAUCUAUUGUAUUAUUCGUGCCAAAUAUUUUUCUAUUGUCACGGUAUUAGUGGGUACCGUAACACUAUUCUCGUAUAUAUAUCAUAUAAUCGUAAAACGCUAAAUUUUGUAACAUCGAACUCUUUAACAUAUAAUUAAAAACGAAUAAUUAUAAAUAUUUCGAAAAAAUUAUCAUGCUUGAAAUUCAAUGUGUAAUCUUCCUCGAUUCAACGCUUUUCGUUAAGUUUGGAAAUUUAAUUACUUAGAUGUAAGCUGUUUCGUUGGAAAAUGUAACCAGCACUCGGAGUUAAGGCAAAACUAGCGCGUUCCGAUUAAAUAUUUUACAAUGAGAAAUCUGUCUAUAAAUGUCACAAUUUUCAAAGUAUAUAGAAUCAUUUUUUGAUCGAAUGCUCUAACUUUGCUUCAACUUUUGAUGGCUCUAGAGUAUUGAAUGUAAAUAAAAGAAUUUUAAAUCAAAAUCAUUAAUUGAAAGCGGCUAUCGUUACGUUAGAAAAUCUGUGAUGUGUUUGAUAUUAUAAUAAAGAUAAACUAUUGAUACGUA